AUGCAAGCACCUCAAAACAAGCAUCACAUUGGACCGUCUAAAAACUGUACCGAUGAAACAACAAGUGUAAACAAAAGUUUAACCUUUGGUGACUUUCAAGCACAGAAUCAAGGCGGAAAUGGCAUAAGACAAAAGGUUACUGUGAAAAGCGAGAUGAAAGAGCCCAGAUCUGUCCAGAUUCCUGGAAAUAGAUUGACAAAUCAUAACGUUAAACCGUCAAAGAGCUGUACUGAGGAAAGAAGUCAAAGGAAAGCUUAUUAGCUUUGGUAACGCUCACUAGAAGAGUGUCACGAUGUACAUGUACAUGAAACACGCCAGAGCAUCCCUGUAAAAAGGGAACUGACAGGGCCCAGAGCUGACCAGUUUCCUGAAAAUACAGCGACAAAUCUAAGAAAAAAUAGCCCUGUUUGGGGAGCUGUGAAGAGUGGGAAUGAGAGUGAAGCAAAUGGCCAAAAUAAAAGGAGAGGAUCGGAAAGUUCUGUAAGUGAAGGCAUUCCUUUUGGGAAUUGCGAUAUGGUCAAUGACACACCCAAAAACACUUCCAAGUCUCUUAUAACUCCUGCCACGUGCUUAUCAAGUCUGAACAAAAGGGCAAAAGGAUGUUGUAAUGGUUUAUUUAAAAGUGAACUGCAGAGCUGCUCAACACAAGGGUUUCUUAUGAAAAGAGGUCAUGCGAAACAGACACUGAGCUACCAUCAGCAUACACCUUUGAGAAGCAAUAUUCAGCGAGUUCCUGGAAUGGGACAAAAGGAUUACACUGCCUGCAAUCAACCAUGCAAAGCAUCAAAUAUUGAUCCUCAGAGUGUGAAAACGCCCCUGUUCAGGUUACCAACAAACCAAAGCUUAAUCGAAGAGAGACAUUCGAUAGAACGACUGAAAAAUGGUAAAUCUAUAACAGUAGCUUCGAAUAACAUUGGAAUAACAGCUAUUAACAAACCAAUGGCAAAAGCAGCGACUGUUGUAACCAUUCCCAAUUCAAUAUACUUGAACAAACCAUGUACUACUCAAAUACGAAAAUUUCUCUCUCUCAACCCACCCCUUCAUGGGAACAUGAACUCCCCCGUUACUUCCCCUGUAGCUUGCUUCAAUGGAGGUGGUAUUGCCUCACCCCUGUGUCAUUGUGGGCGUCGUACUCGGCGCAGAGCGGUCAUCAAUCCGGGUCCUAAUCAGGGAAGAGCUUUCUCUACAUGCUCUUUUAGUCACGGGAGAACAACUUCUGAUGGAAAUGCUGAUAAAGAGAAGUCUAAAAGUGGCUGUAAAUUUUUUCCUUGGGAGGUCCGUUUAUAAAAGUGUGCAAUCAAAAGAUAUUUUAAUGUUAAUGGUGUUAAUUUUAAGGUGUUUUAGGGUUUAAGUUCGUACGUGACAGGUCUGAAAUUAGGUCAGCAAUCCAAGGACUAGCAAAGAUAACUAUUGUUCAAAAUCUACUUCUGUCUACAUUUAUGAGUUGUAGUCUGUAUUUUGCGUACUUAGUGAACUGUGUCGUGAAGUUUGUGCGCUUUUCUACACUUUUGGUCAAAAUAUCGAUCACGAUAUUCAUUUGGCUCGAUUACAAGCCGCUGUUCGGGAAAUGAGCCCACGCUCCUUUCCCUGGGGAGGAUCGAGACAGUAUCCAAAAAAAGAAAAAAAAGUUAAUCAUUUACGCAUGUAAAAAUAAACGUUGACAAAAGCAAUCGUUUAGAGCUUUAUUUUGACUUGGAGUAGUCUCUUAUCUUGCUUAGGGCUAGUACAGAAGGUAGCUGCCCAAAUUUCGCAGCUUUGUGUCUGGAUAUUGCUACUUACUUAUGUCAAGAAAGAAUGGUGCUUGAGUGCGCUGUUCAUGCG
Messenger RNA from Porites evermanni, 1821 nucleotides. Lineage: Eukaryota; Metazoa; Cnidaria; Anthozoa; Scleractinia; Poritidae. The record is from the annotation of a GenBank genome assembly.